This is a messenger RNA of Malurus melanocephalus (red-backed fairy wren), 1529 nucleotides long. RefSeq names its product apolipoprotein O (gene APOO). Bases 46 to 702 code for a protein of 218 amino acids. Lineage: Eukaryota; Metazoa; Chordata; Aves; Passeriformes; Maluridae. Gene Ontology annotation, cellular component: MICOS complex. The transcript is spliced from 9 exons. Gene Ontology annotation, biological process: cristae formation. The record is from RefSeq and is a predicted model, not a curated record.
GCCGCGCUGACGUCAUCGCCCCGUCGCCGCGCGCCCGGCGCCGCCAUGUUGAAGGUAAUUCGGCUGGGGGCCACCCCUGUCAGCCUGAGCUUGCUCUCUGUCCAGGUUUAUGCUGCUUCUCCAGAGAAGGCUUCCAAAAAGGAGCUGCUGAAAAUUGAGGAGCUGUCACUGUACUCCUCCCCAGCUCGUGAGACUAAAUAUGUGGAGAAUCCCAAAACCAAAUUGGAAGAGGGGGUUUCCAGUUUGCGGCAUUUUAUGGAGCCAUAUACAUCCUGGUGUAAGGAUCUUUAUGCCAAAGCUACGCCCACGUUAGAAAAAGCUGUUGAGCAAGGUAGAGAGGGCUAUGAAUUUCUCCAAAAGCCCCCUGCUGGAUUUUAUCCAAGACUUGGUGUGAUAAGUUUUGCUGGAAUUGUUGGAUUGUUUCUUGCUAGAGGCUCAAAAAUAAAGAAGUUAGUGUAUCCUGCAACUUUCAUGGGCAUUGGCACCGCCAUGUAUUACCCUCAGCAAGCKGUUGAUAUUGCAAAGAUUGCUGGUGCACAGCUGUAUGACUGGAGUCUCCAAGGAUAUAUUGCUUUGGAAUCUCUUUGGAAGGAUAAUCCUAAGAAGAAGAAAUCAGGGGAAAAGARUGAUAAGGGUGAUGCAGUGGGUGACAAGCCCCUGGAAGUCCAUGCUGCUUCAAGUAAAGAACAAGCCAAGAAGUAGAAUGUUUSAUCACCUGGCAUCAAACAGGUGACUAAAAAUAUAGAUAUGAGCWACAAUUUCCCAAGAACAAGAUGAAAACCAUCUGAAUUCAUUUUGAAUGUAACUAAUCUGCCUUCUGCCUCGGGACAGUCUGAUGAUCUGCUGCUCAGGCUUCUGGUAUGGUUUCUGUGAAAGGACACUACAUGUUUUGGGUCAGGCUUGAGRCUUCAUCCUCUGUUCUGCAGAGGGAUUCAAGUCUGCCCAUGCUUGUCCCAUUGCAAGAUCAACAUUACAAGUAGCAAGUCUCAAAAUCCCUCAGUCUCUUUAUUAUUUAUAUAUAAAAUAAAAUUCCAGUUACACAAAAUGGUCUUUUUUUUUUCCACUCCUCUUGUCUUUAAACUUACGGAUGUGAUGUUUGCACAAUCUGAAAGGUUCUGGAGGUGGUGUUGACAGUGUUUUUUUUACAAGUGAGGAAAAGCUGAAMGUAGUAGGGUGUUUUGGCUAACAUGAGCUCAUAGAAUUAGGAAUGGGGACAAUUACAAUGACUCUUGUGUUUUGUCUGAGUCCCCCCCUCCUUUCUAUACAAGUGCUGUGCCUCAUCAGUGCCUGGGGAGGUGUGUAAUGAAGCAUCUGUGAGUUCCUGUCUGCUGGAUGGAUGGGAAUGGAGCUGUUAAUGCUUGUUCUUGUCUUUGCUUGAAUGGGCAGCACAAUGGGAACCAGAACAUGACYGUGGUGGGAACCAGCUAUAGAAUAACUUGGCUGUUUCCUUAUUCCCAGCCAGGGCAGGGGAGGAAAAAGUGAUGCGGAGGGAAAUACAAAAGGAUUUCCAGCAUUUUGAAAUGUUCACA